AUGAAAGUUCCAAUAGGCAUCUUGCGUUAUGCUGAGGAAAUAGCGGCUAGUGAUGCUAUUAAUGGUGUUGCCAUUUGUGUAGAUAUGGAUGACAUUUUUCGUCGAGCCGUGGCUUGCAGCCGGAAGAAUGUUAAAAGUGCUGGUCCCUUCGAUUCGUCUGCCAUUCCGCUUCCGCCUGCGUUGGGUCAAUGCGUUGGGCGUGUCAUCACUAAACUUUAUGAUGCCGUUAAAUGGCUCUUGGAUAUGAAAGCCAAAUGUGUAGCGCUUGUCUUUGGUGUAACGGACUCACUGGAGGAAGUGGCACUUCUUAUGCAAGUCUACAAACAUGUGAUGGAUCUCGUAGCGAGUCUUUCUGAACGUUGCCAAGUGUAUGUGAACCGCAGCGGCACAGCGCUAAUUGGCAUUCAGGCUCUACUCUCCAAUUGUCCGAAGAAUAGUGUAAAUAACAAAAAAAAGCGCGGCCUACUUCCACCGUGGAAGCGUUCACUGGUGUGCACAUCCGAUCCGUUAGGUGGGUUUAUGGGGUUUAAUUGCAUCGUGAACUUGCUUUCGCUUUGUCACGGGAAGGAGCCUUCUAUAGUUAAAGCAUCAAAACUCGUCGGAAGGUGUAAAUUGGAUGAUGCGGCGUCGCUACCGGUUUUUGCUCUCAUUGCCAGUAAAAAGGUUUCAACCACAGACACAACACCAUACCAUAUGAAAAAAGAAGAUAGGAAGGAAAUUGCUCUACCUAUUAACUGCCGGAAGGGUUUGCUCUCCAUUGAAUUACUUAAAGAUGUUGGAUUACUGCCAUCAGAGGAGUACCGAGAGGAGGAAACCCGUCAUUUGUUGUUUCAACUUAAGGCCGCGCUUGCUGAUUUGCGUGCUGAAUGCAUCAACCCGCCAGAGCUCUCCACAAUGACAAAACACCAAUAUUUGCUCCCGAUAUUGUUCCAUCGCAUGCAUCACAGCACGGUGCGGUUGGGGAAACGGCACAUGCACGAUCGGUUCUCACGAGCACGUUCCAUCAUUUUUCACACCCUUCUCACGGGCAGACUUGCACGAAUUAUUUAUGAAGAUAGUUCUUGUGCUGAUAGUAAUCGUAAUGAUGCCGCUGCAGCAGAAUCACAAAUUAUCCGAUGCCGCGUGGAGGACCCGAACCACAUUCAGUACAUCAAAAGCCCAUCCACCAGGGUUUUGAAAGAUGUGCUGAAGUUGAAAGUCGGUGACAGCGAGGAAAUGACGUCGGCCAUUACGGCCAAAGAACUUGAAGAUAUACGACGCAUUCCAGAGCAUCUUCAGUUAUAUGCUGCAGCUCUUAAAAUACUCUACCGCACCGGGAUUUUGACAGAGAUGGUUUGUCGGGCGGUAUGCCGCGCCAUAGUUUCGGUAACCCAUGAGAAAUACGAUAUUUACAAUGAUGAUAUGCACCAUAAGAAUAACAGGAAUGAUGAAAGCAUUGUCGAUGAGGAAAAGAAUAAACGACCAUCACCACAGGAAAUAUAUGACGGGCUUCAGGAGUUGCACGUGUGCUGGAUAUACGCCGCCCUCGCCAAUGACAUUUUGCAUCCUUCUGAAAUAAAACCAAACCUUUCACCCACGCCACUGGUGCGGUACACCGAUGCGUCGAAGGAGGAGGAGGACUUGAAGUAUCUCACAUCUGUUCUCUUCGUCUGA
Trypanosoma brucei brucei TREU927 is the source of this 1653-nucleotide messenger RNA. RefSeq lists its product as hypothetical. The coding region runs from base 1 to 1653 and encodes 550 amino acids. The record is from RefSeq and is a predicted model, not a curated record. Lineage: Eukaryota; Euglenozoa; Kinetoplastea; Trypanosomatida; Trypanosomatidae. The transcript has a single exon.